Molecule: messenger RNA, 3213 nt
Organism: Delphinapterus leucas (beluga whale)
Lineage: Eukaryota; Metazoa; Chordata; Mammalia; Artiodactyla; Monodontidae
Gene: CDA
Product: cytidine deaminase
Cellular component (GO): cytosol
Molecular function (GO): zinc ion binding; cytidine deaminase activity
Source: RefSeq, a predicted model, not a curated record
UGGGACACACACCACACCCUCUGUCCCCAAACCAAGGAGGGCUCCUCUCCCUCACCGGGCCCCGCCCAGCAUCCCCAGAGGCACGCACCUGGGAGACUCUAGGCAGGGACACACCCCGGGGGAGGAGCUGCUGUCGCGGUGGGGCCCAGCCCACACUGGCUGGGAGCUCCCCUUCCGCUCCUCCGCGGGCCCCAGGGGACCGACAUGGCCCAGAAGAGUCCCAGCCCCGCCCUGGAGCCCGAGCACGUCCAGCGGCUGCUGCUCUCCUGCCGGGAGGCCAAGAAGUCCGCCUACUGCCCCUACAGUCGCUUCCCCGUGGGGGCUGCCCUCCUCACCGGGGACGGGAGGAUCUUCUCCGGGUGCAACAUAGAAAAUGCCUGCUACCCACUGGGCGUCUGUGCUGAACGAACCGCCAUCCAGAAGGCCAUCUCAGAAGGGUACAAAGAGUUCAGGGCAAUUGCUAUCUCCAGUGACUUGCAAGAUGAUUUUAUCUCCCCAUGUGGGGCCUGCCGGCAGGUCAUGAGAGAGUUUGGCACUGACUGGGCUGUCUACAUGACCAAGCCGGAUGGCACGUACAUUGUCAGGACAGUCCAGGAGCUGCUGCCUGCCUCCUUUGGGCCCGAGGACCUGCAGAAGAUCCAGUGAGGGACGGGGAACACCCACCGCCUGGGAGACCCUGGGUUCCCACACGUGCUUAAGGGGACAGCCACCCAGAGAACUUCAUGAAGAUGUACUCACAGACCUGGGGAUGCCUGCCUAGUGGUCCCCAACCCCACAGGUGCUGGGCAGAGAUGACUUUUCCAAAUUACACUCAAGCAGUGGGGUUUCUACUGAAGUGAUACAGGGUUUCCCUCCAGCCUGGGCCUACAGCCCCUCCUUGCAACCCUCCUUGUCCUCCCUAGGACUCAGAGCGCCCCCGUCCCUCUCUUCCGUCCUGCCAAGUCUGUGCUGUCCUGCUUGGUUCUAUCCUAUCUAAGGUUCUAUCCUGCUCUGAGCGACUUUUCUAAUUAUAAACAUUACAGAACAUACUGAUUUGGGAGAGCACGUUUUGCUGUCUCAAUCCUUGCUGUAGCUCUUAGGAGGGGCAGGGUGAUUCGUCUUUAUAGAAAGACCUGGAUUCUUUCUUCUGGGAGAGGAAACAGGCACCUUGGACCUGUGUAGCUGGUGUGGAGAGCUGAGUUUUUAGGCUUCCUGCCCCUGCCUUCUCCAGAUGGGAGGCCGCUGGGCUGGAUCUUACUGCCAACGGCCGUUUCUAGAGUCGUUCUGGGCUCAGUUAGACCCGGGUACUGGAUGCUGUCACCCCCAAGUAUAAAGGGGGAGGCGUGAGUUUGUCUAGACAGCAGAGCAAAUGUCUCUAUGAGGACAUACUCUGUGUCAAGUACUUUUGCGUGGAUUAUUUUGUAUUUAAAGUACUUGACAACUCGGCGAAGUAGCUAUCUCCCCCUUCUUACAGAUGAGGGCCUUGGUUGAGUAACUUGCUUUAGGACUGCAGCAAAAUUCAAACCAGAAUCCAGGUCCUGUAACUCCCACUAUGGUCUAGAAACAGUGCCUGCUCCUUGCCACCCGCUGGGAUGUGGCAGAUCUGGAAUUGGAACCAGGUCUGUCUGACUCUGAGUGUUUUUCCCAUUCUCCCACAGCUGAUGUCUGGCUGCCCUUAUUUACUGAGUCUCUUUUAUAUGCCAAAUACUGCAGAGGGAAAGAUGUAUAAGAAACAGUCUCUGCCCUUGAGAAACUUGCCGUCUGAUGGGGAGAGAGAGGUGUAAACAGGACUAAUGCACAGAAAUACACACUGUGGUCCAGGCGGGUACCAAGUGCAGGGUAGGCAUAGUUCCGGGGGGCAUGCUGCCUUCUGGGGAGUGAGGAGGGUCAGGGAGGGGACUGUCUGUUGGUACAAUUAGGGAGGUGAGGACUGAAUAAGGGAAGGAGCUAGGCUGGCCCUGUAAAGGGGGCUGACAGCUCUGGGUGUCCUCCCUGGAGGAGUUGGCCUUGGGGUGAGCUUUGGUGGCUGGGGUACGAAUAGGGUGUAGAUUUUCCUCUUUCCCAGGCAAGCAAGUUGCUGGGGACACAGGAAGUGGACAGGUAAUUCACCCCUUCCCUGGGAGUCCUUUCUACUGAGAUCAGAGCACCUGCAGGGGUUACUGCCCGUUAAGACUGGCUUUUCCAUCACACACCCAGACCUACCUGCUGCCAUCCUGCCUUUCUUUAGAAGUGGCUGCUGCGGCCUCCAGCACAUUCCUCUGAAUGUUCUCAAUAAAGAGGAGUGGAGAAGGAAAAAGAAGGAAGGUGAAAGAAAAUAGGCCAAGAUGUUAACAUCAGUUAAACUUCUGCUUGAUGCGAGUCUAGAUUAGUGGGUUUUUUCCUUUGUACAUGUCUGUAUUUUUUAAAUUUCCAAAACAUUUUUUUUUUCUAUUUAACAAGAAAAAAAUGGUAUAGCACAAUGGUUGAAAGUUGGAACUUCAGAGUUGAACAGCCUCCAAACCUUGUGGCUUUGGGCAAGCGAUUUCAUUGCUCUGAGUCUCAAUUUCCUCAUCUGUAAAUCAGGGAUGACAGUUCCCAGCAUACAGCAUUGUCGUGUGGAUCAAAGGAAAUAAUGCCCUAUUGAGAGCCCAGUGCUGGGUCCUCAGUAAGCUCUUGAUACAUGCCAGCUGUUCCUUUUAUUAAGGGUGACAAAUUUGGGUCCUCUGAUGAUGGAUUUGAGUUUUGCAAACAGGCUUUUACAUUCAUUUAACAAUUGUUUAUUGAGUGCCUACUGUGUUGCAGGGCUGGGACCUGACCCUGGGGAUACAAUAGUAAAUAAGACAUAAAAUCCCUGCCCUCACAGGGUUCUGUCUAGCUGUGGCAAAUGACAUCUAAAUGAUUCUAGUACUUCAUGACAAGGGCCACCCAAGGGGAAGAAAGUGCUCCAGGGGCAAGUCACAGGAGGAGUGGAGCUUGCCUGAGAAUGGGCAGAGCAGCCCUGAGGAGGGGAUAUUUCAGCCAGGGCACAAGAAGGGUCAGCGCAUUAGGGAAUGCGGUUUGGGGAGGGUCAAAGAAUGAGGGCUGUCUGGAGGACGAAGCCCAGUGUUCUUAUACUUCAUGGAAACAGACUGGGGAAGGCAAUUUGCAAAGAAGGAUUCCAGAAAUUAUUUGAACAACGUCCCCUUGGAAGAAUCACAUUCAUUUGGCUGCAGAGAAGCUGGGAAGUUUGUUUAAAAUAAAAGCACUUUCAUUUUG